ACAAAUUGUGAAGUAAUGGGCUGGACAUCUUGGAGCUCCUGUUCUAAGACAGGUGAGCAAUCCAUCAAAAGUAAGAUUUGCUGUCCGAUUCAACUUAAUUCAAAAUCAGCGGAGGAGUGUAAAAGAAUAUGUAAAUUGACCCAAGAACAGAUAGAGGUGAAGCGGAGUUGCAUGUAUAUACCCACAGCAUACCUCGUGGCUUCAACAAAAAUCGUGUCCAGCUCUAAUUUGGUAAAUGAGCAGUCGUUGACAGAAAGUCCAAGUCCCAAAGAUGUGCCAAACGAAAACCAGACGAUCGAGUCUUAUGCAUCAACAAACGCGGCCGAAUAUGAAAAAUCAACAAGUGAUGAAGUCUUUGACAACACCAUCUCUUCUAAAGGAGGUACUGAAAUUACAACCGACACAUCAGAUAUAUUUGUUAGCAGAACAGUACAAUCUUCUACCAGUCUGUACCAAGAAAACGUCGUGGCAAGUGAAUAUCAAACGACCUAUUCAUCAAGCGCUGCUGAAAAUAUUGAAUAUACUAGUGAUCAGACGUUUAACAAGCCGUCUAUAACUGAUGAAAGGUCGGGUACUUCUGUGACACCCCCGCCAGAAGCAUCUAAUAACAGGACUGUUAUACAAACACCAACCGGCGAGAAAGCUACUUCUUCACACGAACCUGGAUAUGAGUUAACCAGCAAUUAUGUGAACAACUACUUCACAAAAGAAGGAACAGAAUAUCAUGUAAAAUCAGAAACGUCCAACAACAGGACUUCUGUUCCAUCAUCUACAAGUAGAUAUCAAGGAAAAGGCACCACAAGAUCAGCUGUGAAGACAAGCAUCCCCGCGUCUACCGUCAGCUCUUCAUCUGUAUCAAGCAGCUCUAAAGGAAACGGAGCGUCCAAUGCAUCUCAGUUAUCGAGAAACAAAUUACAAGAAGAGGGUGGAACAGGUGGUGGAGUUAUCGCCGGGGCUAUCAUAGGUGUCCUUGCUGUUGCCGGUCUUUCGGGACUUCUCGCCUUUUUCCUUUACCGGCGAUGGAAGAAAAACAAGGACGAGAGGAAAGUUGAGCCCGAGGAAAAUGGCGGAGAGAACCCUGUCAGUCAGAAGCCUCCCGUUAGUACAAGCCUUAACUAGUGACCAUUGUCACGGAAAAAGCUAGUUGUAAUCGUAGACCAUCUUGACUGUAUACAUACAAAUAUAUUUGUGAUUUAUUGUUGAUAAUCGUUUUUUUACUUUACUGUGAUAGUUAUUACGUCUUUCAAGCAAUCUUUGUCAAAAUCAAUAUAGAUAAUAAAAAUAUUUUUUAAUAAUAA
Magallana angulata is the source of this 1298-nucleotide messenger RNA. RefSeq lists its product as uncharacterized. The record is from RefSeq and is a predicted model, not a curated record. The transcript has 10 exons. The coding region runs from base 16 to 1119 and encodes 367 amino acids. Lineage: Eukaryota; Metazoa; Mollusca; Bivalvia; Ostreida; Ostreidae.